Aspergillus brunneoviolaceus CBS 621.78 is the source of this 1818-nucleotide messenger RNA. Its product is annotated as MFS general substrate transporter. NCBI's taxonomy places the organism in Eukaryota, Fungi, Ascomycota, Eurotiomycetes, Eurotiales, Aspergillaceae. Gene Ontology annotation, molecular function: transmembrane transporter activity. Bases 124 to 1818 code for a protein of 564 amino acids. The record is from RefSeq and is a predicted model, not a curated record. Gene Ontology annotation, biological process: transmembrane transport. The transcript is spliced from 6 exons.
CCCUGCAACAACAACACCCAUACAGAUUCUCAGCUUCUCCUCUUAGCGUCGGAGAUCUUUUGAUAUGUCCGGGGUAAAAGUUACUGCAUCGUUGGUUCAAAACGGGUUGAGCCAUGAUGAGCCAUGUUGAUUCAUGACUUAUGUCCAGAAUUCUCGGCUUGGCAUCUCUCCUGCCCUCUCUAUAUGGUGUUGUCUUCCGCCGUCUCAAGAUGGAUUCUCUCAUCAUCAAACACGUCCGCAUCGAACUUGCCCCUGGGAGGAAUGGCUGAGAAACGACUUCCGAAAGACGCACCCUGGCCCAAGACCAACAGCGCGUCUGCUGUCGAGAUCAAUGCCUCCCCGGAGGACGAUACCACUCAGGCUCCCGACUUUGAGCUGACCGGCCUACCGUUGGCUCUGGUCAUUCUUGGCCUUGGUCUCGCCAUCUUCCUCAUGUCGUUGGACUCGUCGAUCAUUGCAACUGCCAUCUCCCGCAUCACAUCCCAGUUCAACAGCACCGGGGACAUAGGCUGGUAUGGAAGUGCAUACUCCUUCGCCAUGUGCGCUCUGCAGCCCAUUGCCGGCAAGCUGUUUGCAAGCUUUCCCAUGAAGGGGAUGUUCCUUGGGUGUUUGGCCGUGUUUGAGCUUGGUUCACUGCUUCCAAUGCUCAUUGUCGGGCGCGCGAUCGCCGGAGCUGGGGCAGCCGGAUGCUUCACGGGAGCCUUUUGCAUCGUCGCGGCAGCUCUCCCGCUUGCCAAGCGCCCCUUCUACCACGCGACAUGGCGGUGGUGUUUCUGGAUCAACCUACCCAUUGGCGCCAUCACCAUCGUGGCCCUGGUCUUCUCCUUCAAGCCGCCCCCGCGUGACUCCUCUACAACUUCUCCUAUCCUGCAUCGACUGAAGAGCUUAGAUCUGAUCGGUGCUUUGCUCUUCGCUCCGUCCAUAAUCAUGAUACUCCUGGCCCUCCAGUGGGGCGGAACCUCCUACGCGUGGAAGAGCGCCACCAUCAUCGGACUCUUCAUCGGCGGCGCAGGGCUCGGCCUAGUCUUUGCCUGCUGGCAGGUCUACAAGGGCGACGGGGCCAUGACCCCCCCGCGCCUGAUGACAGAACGCACCAUGCUUUUCUGCUGCCUCGGGGAAUUCUGCGCCAUGGGCGCCGUCUACAUCUCGAUCUACUAUCUUCCCGAAUGGUUCCAAGUCAUCAAGGGCGCCUCCCCGACCAAGUCGGGCCUGAUGUAUCUGCCCCUGGCCCUGUCGGACGUGCUCUCCGCCACGCUCACGGGCGCCUCCCUCAAGUACCUGGGGUACCCGAACCCCUACCUGCUGCUCGGCACGGCGCUGAUGAACAUCGCCACGGGCCUUUUCUCGACCUUUAUCCUCACCACCUCGCACGAGCACUGGAUCCCCUUCCAGGUCCUCCAGGGCCUCGGCGCCGGCAUGACCCUGUCCAUGCCCUACGUCGCCACGCAGACCGUCCUCUACCCCGCCGACGUACCCGUCGGCACCUCCCUGCUCCAGUGCUUCCAGUUCUUCGGUGCCGCCGUCAACCUCGCCAUCGCCGAGGCCCUCUUCGACAACAAGCUAGUCACGGGUCUGGGGGAUCUCGGGCUGCCCGCCGCGGAAGUCGAGCGCAUUGUCAGCGCCGGAUUUGCGGAAGUGCGCAGCGUGGUUCCCUACAGUUAUUUGUCCGGCGUGCUGCAUGCCUACAACCACGCGCUCACCACCACCUUCUACGUCGCUGCGAGCUUUGCCGCUCUGGCCUUUCUGCUCUCGCUGGGAGUCCGGUGGAGGAGUGUCAAGCCGCCGACGAAUGCGGAUGCGGAUGUGGAGGCUAGGUGA